CUUGUUUUUCUGCCAAGCUAUUAAGGGGGGACUUUUAUUUUGAAAUACCGUUUUAACCGGAAGCUAGACUUUCCCUUAAAGCCAGCGGUUUGACGGUUGUUUUCGUUGACAUAAACAUGGAUGGAUGUGAGUCAGAUAAUCGAUUCUGUUGUCUGUUCCUGUAUCAUGGGAUGUAGCAUCAGCCUCUGGGAACCCGGAAGGAACACUUCAACCGAGAGCCGAAAUUAGAUUAAAAUCUGUCGGUUUGUUUUUCUGGAGUAACGGAAAGGUUAAGCUCUUCUGAGCCCACCGGGGGAGGAGCAGGGCUCCUUUUGUCUGCGUGUUGUUCUGAUCACCGUGUCAACAUGGACAUGUACGGCUACAGCGGGGUCUUCCUGGUGAAAAGGUUUCUGCAAAAUGGGGUUUUUGAAGUGACAAACAUGAGCGACAUCAACAAGGCGAACCCGCACGGCUGCGAUAACGGAGCUCUGACCGACCGGUUCGGCGUCCUGAUCCAGGGACUCCUGGCUGUGGUCGCCUUCAGCACGCUCAUGUUGAAGAGGUUCCGGGAGCCUGCAGGGAUCAGACGACCGUGGAGGAUCUGGUUUUUUGACACAUCCAAGCAGGCCAUCGGGGCUCUUUUCAUCCACUUUGCCAACGUCUUCCUGUCCACGCUCACCAAAGAGGACCCAUGCUCGCUCUAUCUGAUGAACUUCCUGCUGGACGCCACGUUGGGGAUGCUGGUCAUCUGGCUGGCUGUGAAGCUGGUGUCCAGACUGGUGGAGCACAAGCAGUGGACGCUGCUCAUGUUUGGAGAAUAUGGCGACCCUCCCCAGGCAGCAGCGUGGCUCGGUCAGUGUGGCAUCUACCUGCUCAUCAUGGUGCUGGAGAAAGGAGUGAUCAGCCUGGUGCUGCUGGUCCCCGGAUGGUCCAAAUUGCAGGAGGUGCUGCUGAGCUACAUAGAGGACCCUCAGCUGGAGCUGGUGCUGGUCAUGCUCAUCGUGCCCUUCAUAGUCAACUCCAUCAUGUUCUGGGUGGUGGACAGCCUGAUGAUGAGGAAGUACAAGACGAUGAAGAGCCUGGAUGACUCCUGCGACAGCUCGGUGAAGAAGGCCGACUCGAUGCCCUGGGGCAACAGCGAGGAGUCACGGGUCCUGCUGACGGUGGAGACGGACACAGACGAGGCUUCAGAGGGCGAGGAAGAGGAGGAGGAGGAAGGACCAGCGGUGCCUCACAUGCAGUACUCCGGAGGGCCGCUGAGACCCAGCUGGGUGGUGGUCUAGAGCCAGGUGAUGCAGCCCGUCCACACACAGCAGUCACACUCUGCAGGGCCUCAACAGGAGCACACACACAAACCUCACACCCGAUUCUCCUCAGAGCUCUAAAUAUCAGCUUCCUCCUGAGCAGAGGCACAAUUAAAGGUUGUUUAACCUGCCAAUGAGAACACUACAGCCUUAGCUACCCUCCUCUAUGCAUGCAUGAAAAAUCAAAUAGCAUUUAUGGAGGAUUAGCAUCUGUUUAUCUUCUCACCUCGCUGCCUCAAGAGGACAUCAGAGUAACCACAACUGAGCGUGUGUGUGUGUGUGUGUGUGUGGAGAUUAUUAAGGAGAAACUGAUAUAAAUCUGUCUUCUCUCCUCACUGGGGACUUUUGGAAAUGAUGCUGCUUUAUCAUUUACCGUGUAUCAUAUUCCAAAGAGGAGCAAGUGAAUAAAGCGUCUAUAUAAGAGCUCAAAUAUAAUCACUUCAAAUCCACCUUUUUAAUUAAGGUGUAAUUAUAGUCAUCCAGGCGCGUUCUCCUUCUGGCUGCUUAUUUUAAGCUUAAAAGACACUUAAUGGUCUUAUUUUAUAAAAAACAUGCACAAGAUUUUUUUGGCAGCAACACGGACCAAACGUGUUCAAAGGAAAGGUUUCAGCUCUUUGCAACAGGCGGCUUUUAUGAAAAAAAUGUACAUGUAUGUGGGCAGGAAACGGCUUCAUGUCGUGGUUUAAAGGACCAGGUUACACUAUGUUCCUGCAUGAUUUCUGUAUUUGUUGUAUAUGACGGAGUAUUGGGGGAAAAAACUGAGAUUUUAAGAAUAAUGUUGGAAUAUUUUGAGAAAAAGAUGUAAACGUAAUGAGGAAAAAGUUCAUAUUUGAGAGAAAAGUUAACAAGAAUAAAGUCAGAUUUUCAUGAGACAAAUUAUAUUAUAUUUUAGGAAGAAAUUAUACUAAAUGUUCCUAGAAUAACCGUAUAUUCCAGUGUUAGUCUCAUGUAUUUGUCUCUUAAAGAAAUAGUUUUUUUGGAGUUUUUGCUUUCUCUCCAAGAAUUGAGAAGCUUUUUAUCACUCUUCUGUCUAUGGAAAGGAGUUGGUUAGCUUAGCUUAGUUUAGCUUAGCUUAGCUUAGCUUAGUUUAGCUUAGCUUAGCAUAAAGACUGGAAACGCGGGGAAACCGUUAGCCUGGCUCUGUUCAAAGGUAGCACAAUUUACCCACUUGCACCUCUAAAUCUCACUGAUUGGCACAUUAUUCAUUUUUAGUUUUAUCUGUGCACAAUCCAACGUGUGAAAAUGACACAUUUGGGUUUGACGAAGGGUUAUAAAGGGUUAUUUCUUGGCUGUGAAUUCUUGAAUUUGCUACUUUUUUGGAAAAGCAAGUGAGCCGUUUCCUCAUUUUUCAAGUGUUUGUACUAAGUUAAGUUACCUCUAUUGCAGCUGUAGCUUCAUAAUCAACAGAAAAAUAUAUCAGUGGUAUCAAUCUUUGGCAAAAAUGUGACCGGAGUGCUGCAGGAAUGAGUCUUAAAAACUGGAAAUGCACGUCUGGUUCCGUUUUAUAUUGAAUUUAUUGGGUUUUUGAUGAGAUUUUGGUUAGCUGUCUGAAAUCUGUGGUUAGCAAGAUUUUCUAAUUGUUUAUAGCCUCAUAUUAUCUUUUUACUCCUGUUGACUUCAUUUAAGCUUCAAAAAUCAUAAAUGUGUUAAUUUGUGAAUAUUUGUGAAGUAUAAAAUUAUGUUUUGGAUUAUACUUGCAAACCCUGCAGCACAAAAACUUCUUUUUAUGAAGUUUUGAGUUUUUAUGAACUUUUUGCUGGUGUUAUUUUUCAAAAAUCACAAUUUUCCUUGAUAUUUAACGUCUUGUAGAUAUUUGUAUUACCACUUGAAGCCUUUAUUUAUUUAUUUUUUCCAAAAAUUUUAUUUUCACGACAUUCCAACUUCUUUUUCUCAAAAUAUUGCAAUGUUAUUCUGAAAAUCUCCCCUUUUUUAUCCCCACAAACAGCCCUCUCUCAACACUCUCAGUGGGAUAAUACAGCAGCUGUGUAUGAAACUUUUGCAAGUUACGGCACAUUUCUUUUAUUUAUUCUGUUCAUAUUUUAUAUGUAUUUGACUUGAUAUAUUGUGGUCCAAUAUCUGUGGUAACAACGUUGGAAUAGAAGGAUUUUGAGAGUGAUUUCUCCUGUUAUUUUACGGUUUAAAAGCCAAAAAGGUCAACAGUUUCACAUUCCGUCUUAUCGUUUUCUUUUAUAUUCCAAUGUUUGUUUGUUUUUUAUAUGAAUCCAAUCAUGAUCAUGUGGUUAAACUGGCACAUUAAGUGCAGCGGUGCUUCUUACCGAAUGUAUCUCUUUAAUCUGUGCUAUGAAUAAAGAUGAUUGACACAUGAA
Centropristis striata (black sea bass) is the source of this 3610-nucleotide messenger RNA. RefSeq names its product transmembrane protein 110, like (gene tmem110l). Bases 345 to 1262 code for a protein of 305 amino acids. The transcript is spliced from 8 exons. The record is from RefSeq and is a predicted model, not a curated record. NCBI's taxonomy places the organism in Eukaryota, Metazoa, Chordata, Actinopteri, Perciformes, Serranidae. Gene Ontology annotation, cellular component: membrane.